AUCGAAUGCGCGUGUUUGUUAUUUUAAACAGAUAAAUUAAAACAUGCUUCAUUGUGAAUUUAGCAUGUGUGAAUGUGUUCAUAUUGUGUGAAAAUAACUGUAAUAUAGAGCAGUAGCUCAAUGAUGAUGAAAAAUAAAUGGAUAAAGUAUUGAGGAUAAUAAAUAUUUAGGAGUAUGCCUCGUUGGUUGUUGGCACUUGACGAGCCUGCAUCAAAUCCAUGCAGGACAAAAAUAAAUUUAAUUUUUAAAUAAAUAAUGCUUUGUCCUGAUAAAAUUAAAACGACUCCAUGUCGAUUUGGUACAACUGAUGAAAUUAAAAAUUAUCAAAAGGAUUAUUUACGAUUACAUUCAGAAAUAUUUGGUGCAACAAAUCAAACAAUUAAAAAAUGGCAAAAUUCAACAAGUUCUGGUUAUGCAAGUCAUUCAUCACCACCACCACCACCACCACCUUUAUCAGCAUCAAUAUCAGGAGGUUUAUAUUCAACAUGUUAUGCAUCAGCAUCAUCAGCAACAAAAUUAAUUGAUCCUGGAUUAUCAAUAAUACACGAGACUGAUAUACCAAGACCAAUAUGGCCAUAUAAAAAUUAUAAUAAAAAUAAAAAUAAUUGGAUUAUUAAUUUAAAUGAUAAUGUUGAUUAUUUAUAUACACAAUAUAAUACAAAAUUAUAUUCACAUUGUUAUGAUAACUCAUCAAUAAUUUGUCAUAAUUGUUUUAUAAGAAAUUCAAUAAAUACAAAAGCUAAAGAUAUUUUAAUUGAAUUAUCAAAUAAAUUAAAUUCAAUUAUUUAUGAUGAUGAUAAUGAUGAUAUAACAGCUGAAGAUAUACUUGAAGAUAUAUCAAAAAUUAUUGCAAAAGGUAUUAAUGCAACUGUUGAUGAUAGUGAUGAUUUGAAAAUAAAUAAUCAACAAGAAGAACAGGGUGUUGAUAAUAUUGAUAAUUCAUCUACUGUGUUAAAUAAAAAAAUGACAAAUUUAAUUGGUAGUGAUAUUGUUAAUCCUGUUAAUCAUAUGCUUUAUGAAAAAUCUGGUCAAUUUUCAAAUUCAAGAAAAUUUAAUUUAAAAAAUAAUAUAACAAGUGGUUUAUCAAUGCCAAGAUGUUGUGGUAUAUCUUCAGUUAAUUUUAUUGAUGAUAUUUAUCAUGAAAAAAAUAAAUUAAAUAUUGAAAAUUUUAAAUUAAAUUGUGAAUUAACAAAAUCAAAAGGAACAAAUAAUAAAAUUUGUUAUACAAAUGAUGAGCCUGUUUAUACAACACUUGUACCAAGUGAUGAAAGCUCAUCGUAUGGUGUUAUUGGUCCACCUUUGUCAUCAAUAAAACAAGAUUGGAAUGAUAGUUCUAUGGUUUUUAAUAAAGACAUGGAUUUUACAUUGGAUGGUGUACGUGCUGAAAGACUGGAAUGUGCUAUUGCACGUGCUAAAAAUAAACGUAAAUGGUGUCGUAUUAUUAUUACAAUAUUUGGACUAGUCUUUUUUAUAUUAAGUGUCAUUAUUGUCACAAUGUCUGUUACACGGGGACGUAAAAUUUUUGGUAGUAUGUAAUAAAUAACUAUUAAAUUUAAAUUUUUUUCUAUAUAUACA
This is a messenger RNA of Aphidius gifuensis, 1575 nucleotides long. RefSeq lists its product as uncharacterized. The coding region runs from base 256 to 1536 and encodes 426 amino acids. The record is from RefSeq and is a predicted model, not a curated record. NCBI's taxonomy places the organism in Eukaryota, Metazoa, Arthropoda, Insecta, Hymenoptera, Braconidae. The transcript is spliced from 4 exons.